Pieris brassicae (large cabbage white) is the source of this 1265-nucleotide messenger RNA. RefSeq names its product homeobox protein Mohawk. The record is from RefSeq and is a predicted model, not a curated record. The transcript is spliced from 4 exons. The coding region runs from base 208 to 1002 and encodes 264 amino acids. Gene Ontology annotation, biological process: cell development; muscle organ development; regulation of transcription by RNA polymerase II. Gene Ontology annotation, molecular function: RNA polymerase II cis-regulatory region sequence-specific DNA binding; DNA-binding transcription factor activity, RNA polymerase II-specific. Gene Ontology annotation, cellular component: nucleus. NCBI's taxonomy places the organism in Eukaryota, Metazoa, Arthropoda, Insecta, Lepidoptera, Pieridae.
GGUGCGCGCGCGCGGCGGCGCUACAGUCGCACUUCUGACGCCAUUUUCACACAGACCACGAGCUUUCCCGCAACCUGAUCACCAAGCAUCCCCCGCAGCGAUAACGUUGCGGGACACGAAGUCUUCUUCAGCUACGGUGCCCACCGCACGUGCUGAAAUUACUCAGAUUUAUCUAAAUACUUUAAAAUACAAGUGAUCUUUUCGCCCAUGACGCUUAUUCAAAGGAACGAGGGUGUGCCCGAUAGCAUGGACGGGCCAGCCAAAGAAGAUCGAAAGUCCUCGCGACCUGUGAGGAACAGACGACAUACACGGCGAUGUCUCGUUUCUGGCCAGCGUCCCCAGAAAAGACUUUUUACACCAGAAAUUAAACGCUACUUAAAGGAUUGGCUUGUUAGACGGAGGGAAAACCCUUACCCUAACCGUGAGGAAAAAAAGAUUUUAUCUCGAGAAACAGGACUGACAUAUAUACAAAUUUGUAACUGGUUCGCAAACUGGCGUAGAAAACUGAAGAAUGUCAAUGCUGAAAGAAACCAAUUAACUUGGGGUCACCUAAUUCGUACUUACAAUGAUCGUGCGCAAGGGAAUGUUGAGCAGUUCAGCAUCUGUUCCGAUGACAGCAUUUGGAGUGAACAAGAGUCAAUAUCGCGCCGUGAAUCGAGUGAAAACAACGAACAGGAAAGUCCUGAUAUAAAAACGGACGACUCAGGAUCUACAGCGUCAUUUGAUCAUGGUUUCAAUAACAAUUGUAAUGAGAUUGAUCACACGAAUUUUUCCAAUUGCUCAAUUGAAAAGACAAACAGUCCCGUGUUAUUAACUAAAUGGUUGGAGAGCGCUGCUCGAUUUAAGCCAAGUGAAACUAACUAUUCCUGGUGGCCUGAAGGGAGGCGAAAAAAAUCCGAUUCAAAACUGCGUAUGACCAUAAACAAUUUUGAACAUGACAGAGAUGAAGUAGAAGCCGCCGUAGCACUUACCACUUUAGCUUCCAGCCGUAUAGGAGCAUAACGACAUAUAUAAUGUAAAUGUAUAUAAAAUAUAUUUAUUAGAUUAGAUUUUGUAAACGGAUGGGACCAAGACUAAAGCUCAUGGUCCGUACUAUCGAUACGCCCACAAGCAAUUGCUCAAUAGUAUUAAUAUUCUUUCGUUUUUGCAUAUCAAUGAUAUUUUGCAAUAACAGAUGCUUUUGUAUAAUUUUCAGGCAUAAUUUUAUAAUUUAGGUUAUUGAAAGAAUUAUAUUUCUUCGAUCUCUUUUAGGCUGGCUGUAAACC